Vigna angularis (adzuki bean) is the source of this 2467-nucleotide messenger RNA. RefSeq names its product probable protein phosphatase 2C 52. The coding region runs from base 962 to 2398 and encodes 478 amino acids. The transcript is spliced from 6 exons. Lineage: Eukaryota; Viridiplantae; Streptophyta; Magnoliopsida; Fabales; Fabaceae. Gene Ontology annotation, molecular function: protein serine/threonine phosphatase activity. The record is from RefSeq and is a predicted model, not a curated record. Gene Ontology annotation, biological process: protein dephosphorylation.
UUUCCCACUUUUUCAACCAUUCAAAUUUUCUUUUCUCCUAAUUGCUUUCAUCUAACACUUUAUUGUAUCUACUCUAUCAACUUCUUUUGGAGAAAAAACCACCAAUGCAGAUGCAGGAUCUGCAUGUUCACUUUCUAUGCCUUCACACACUUCAAUUCAACUUAACUUAGACAAUCAUAAAGAAAAAUCAUUUUUUUCCUUUGUUUUUUUACUUUACUUUAUGUCUUUGAUUCCUAGUUCUGAACUGGCCUAGCUUGCAGCAAUUUCUGCUGUUAUUGUAGAUAUUAUUGUUAUGAAUUCUAUAAUAAUGGGGUGAUUUGGUCCUUGUUGAAUUGUUCACUCAGUCAUUUCUCGGUCUCCUAUUGCGACAUUUGCUGUUUUCUUUUGCUUGUUAUUAUGAUAAUAACGUAAGGUUUACUUGAUUGUUCUCUCUGUGAUUCUUGGUUGACGAGAUCAUGUCAUACCUUUCUUUCGUCCUUUUCUGCUUUUACGUUAUUCACUUUAUCUCUUGUAUUUCUCUGCUGAGGCAAACCAGAGUUUGUUUGUACUGCUUUACUCUCUCUCUUUCUCUCUCUAAACUUUCGUUUACCAAGUUUUCUGUUCUACACCUGGUUGCAGAGGAGAAACCGGAAAAAGGCUUGGAAAAAAUCAGAGUUUGUAACUACACGCUUUUGGUCAUGGACAGUUAUUACCAUUCAGCUGUUGAUCUCAUUCGGCUGGUUUCACCAUCCAUUUGUUUAGCUUCCGGCAAGUUGUGCUUUUGACCAAGUACCAAAGACCUCCGUUUUCAACUUCAAGGUGUAGAUUGUCCAACACUUCUACAUGUUAGAGAAUCUUUGGAGUCAGGAUUGUUUACUCAAUUGACUAAAGUUAGAAUCUGAGUUUGAUACGAGAUCUAUAGUGAAAAGGGAAAGAACUUGGCCUUAUUUUCACCUGAUGCCUUCAUUCUGGAACUGAGCAAAUGGGUUGCUGUGUCUCAACAAGUAGUCAGAGUGCUCGUAGCAGCAGGAGCACUGGAGACACAAACGUUCAGACGUGUCUAGAAAUAGGAUUCUGUGGUCAAAAGAGUGCAAGGAGAACAUUCUCUGACCAUGUUAUCUCUCUGCACCAGUUACCAUCUUUACCCAACAGAAUUUUCACCAAUGGAAAGAGCAGGUCUUCUUGCAUAUUUACACAGCAGGGUCGUAAGGGGAUUAAUCAGGACGCCAUGAUUGUAUGGGAAGAUUUCAUUUCAGAAGAUGUGACCUUUUGUGGUGUCUUUGAUGGCCACGGUCCACACGGUCACCUUGUUGCACGCAAAGUCCGGGAAGCCUUGCCACUCAAAUUGCUUUCAUUUUUGCAUUCCUCGGAAUCAGGACAAAAUGAUUCAGGUAAAACUUGUUUCAGAGGCAGCACGAAGCCUGAAAGUGGAGAGUCUGAGAAAGAUGUUGCUGCUGAAGAUAAACUGAAUUCUAUGUGGAGAGAAGCUUUCAUGAAGGCAUACAAGGCUAUGGAUAAAGAGCUGAGGUCUCAUCCAAAUUUGGACUGCUUCUGUAGUGGGAGCACAGCUGUCACUGUAGUGAAACAGGGUUCAAAUUUGUUCAUGGGCAAUAUUGGGGAUUCCCGAGCAAUCAUGGGAUCCAAGGACAUCAAUGAUGUCAUGGUGGCAAUUCAGUUGACCGUUGAUUUGAAGCCUGAUUUGCCAAGAGAAGCAGAAAGAAUCAAACGAUGCAAGGGUAGGGUAUUUGCAUUACAAGAUGAGCCAGAAGUUCAUAGGGUAUGGUUACCUUUUGAUGAUGCACCAGGAUUAGCAAUGGCUCGAGCAUUUGGAGAUUUUUGCUUGAAGGAAUACGGUGUGAUUUCUAUACCUGAAUUUUCUUAUCGGUUACUAACAGACAAAGAUCAGUUCAUUGUUCUUGCCUCAGAUGGGAUCUGGGAUGUUUUGAGCAACGAAGAGGUAGUUGAGAUUGUAUCUUCAGCACCAAGUCGAUCAUCAGCAGCAAGAAUUCUGGUGGAUUCGGCGGCUCGAGAGUGGAAACUUAAGUAUCCUACUUCAAAAGUGGAUGACUGUGCUGUUGUGUGCCUGUUUCUGGAUGGAAAAAUGGAUUCAGAAUCUGACUGUGAGGAGCAAUGCUUCUCUUCUGCUAUCAUGCAGAGCAACCAUUCAGGCAAUCUGGUUGAGACAGAUGAUGGACAAAAGUAUGAGCCAACUUUGCAAAGGAACUUUACAGUGAGAUCCUCAGAAGAAAAUGGGAGGUAUGGAGGAAGAGGAGGAGUAUCUGUUGAUGUUGUUGAAGAUGGAAACUCACUGGUUCCAUCAGGGCCUGAAGAUCAAAACUGGUUAGGUUUGGAGGGUGUGACCCGAGUAAACUCACUGGUUCAACUUCCUAGAUUUUCUGAGGAAAAGCCAAACUGUUGAGUUAUUUUGGUUUGGUGGGUUUGUAAUAUACAUGUUACUACUCAUUGAAUUCAACAAAGAAAUUCUCUC